ACCUAUUUGACAAAAAAAAAAAAAGAAAUUAAUAAUAAAUAAAAUUGUUAGAUGUUAGUUUUCAAAAUGACGAUUGUUAGAUAUUUUCUGAUCAUUUUUCUGCCAACGUUGUAAGAUCUGACAGCUUUAAUACAUGUACACUUUAGGAUAUCAGAUAAUUAAAUUUAUUGUCUCAAUAAUUUACUUAUACUACGGAUAAAUUACAAUAUACAAUAUCUAGUUGUUUAAGUUAAAAGAUACAUGGAGGCAUUUCUGUCUCUAAAAUUCCAAUAAGGGUCACGACCCUAUGUAUGUACUUUUCUCUGGAAAAUAUAAUUAUAAAAUUAUAAAUUUUCUUAAUUCUCUUAAAAAUUUUGAUACUGUCCUUGAUUUUUAAGAAAAAUUAUAAUGAACAAUGUAAGCUCUAAAACUGUAAAGGGCCAGCUACUGACCUUGUAAUAAAUGUCACCUCUAGUGGUAAAUAGAACUUCUGUUGCAACAGUUUCUUUAAGCUAAAAUAUCAAAUAACUAUUUAUACUAAUAGCCUAGUUACUAUCGAAUCACUGAUUGGCUUUUAGUCAAGAUCUAAAUUAGUCCAUUAAAGCCGGAAACGGUGAGACAUUCAAUCGUAACCUUUUAAAAACAUUUAAAUAACAAUAUUUAAAGUAUUUCUAAAAAAUCAAAUGGACUUAGCUUAUAUCAAUCAUUGUUCUAAAGUUGCAUUUCAGAGACAUGUUGACUCAAGGCUGUUGGUCAUUUAGACGGUUACGAGGUUACUAAUGAUAAUACCAUUUCUUCGUUUGUGUUUCAAUCUCAAAAAAUUUUAUACACAUUUAUAUUUUUGGAUCCAAAUAUAUUCUUGUUGUUAUCUUAAACAAUUAAGGCCCAAAUUAUUUUACUUUGAUAAUUUCACACGAAAUCGCUAACGGCAAAUAAAUCCUGUCAAAGAUCAAACGCAUAAAAGUCGAUUUAUUUUAUUUCAUUUAAAAUUUUAACAAUCAUUCUGUCUUCCAUUCUUGUUAUCUAUCGUUAUACAAAUGUGCUAGUUUUUAAGAGUGUUGUAGAUGUAAUUAUAGCCUACAAAGUGUGUAACCAAAAUAAAAAAUCUAUAAGAAAUCCAAAACCUAACUUAACAAAUGAUCUUCAUCUUAAUUACCAAAAAACAAAUUACAAAUUACAUGGCAAAUGAAUGUAAACAAAAUAUCUACUAGAAGCACAUGAAAAUAAAAGCCGCAUUUUCUUUACAAUAGUUCUCGUUGUGAUCGUGAUGUUUCAAACAAGUUGUAAGCGAACAUGUCGGACAGAAUGAGGGAAAAUAUAAACAAACUAUAAGCUAAAGUUAAGAACGAAAUUGAAACGGAAAUUGUAAAAGAAAACAAAAACAAAUAUGAGAAAUAAACAAGAGACCACAACAAAAAACAAUAACAGCAAUAAGUGAGCGCUUUUGGGCUUUUGUAGAUUGAUACGAUCAGUUUGAGAGUAAACGCAUACGCGAACGGUUGUAACACCUGUUGAACGCUUGUUUAUGUUAAACGGAAUAAAAUGAUCGUUCACGUUAAGUUUUUUAAAAAUAAAUAAGAAAAUUUCAUAAAAAAUUAUACGAAAAGAAAAAAAAUUUUGUGUUUUUUAAAGAAAUUUUUUUUAAAUUCGACUUAACAGUCUAAAGAUGUAUACAACAAAAAACAAAGUGAUUUAAAGUGAAAGAAAAAUAUUUAAUUUAUAAGAAAAGUUAUCCAACACAAAAUUUCAAAACAAAAAGAAAUUAUUAUUUCAUCAAUCAAGUGCAACAUUAAGUAAAACCAGAAUAAAAAUCAAACCUUAACAAGUUGGAAUUUAUAAUAUUAUACAAAACAAAAAAAUACAAAAUCAUUUACAAAAAAAUAAAUCAGAUUUAUAAGUGGAUAAACCGUCAUCAUCAUCAGCAAAAUCUUUAUUGUAAAAUAACAAAAUCGGAUUAUUGUGUUCCUGGUUGUUUUGAACAAAACUCAAAAAGCAACGGCAAAUCUACACUACAACGCACAGAAAAUCAAAAUCCAAUAAGAAGUUAAACAUUUAAAGAGACCACAUAUGAUGAUAAUGAUGAUCAGUAAGAUAAUAAUGAUGAUGGCAAAGUUGUUACAAGUACAAACAAAUUAAAACGUAUGCAGAACGGAUGAAAAGAUAUGUUGCUGAGAUACACGUAUGCUAAAUACCAAAUUUAAUUAUGGACAAGAAUCUUGUUUCAAUUACAGUCUAGUACAAGUAAAUUUAUAGAAAAAAAGUUAACAAAAUUCUCCAAACAACAUCAGCAACAAAAAACUAAUAAAAUAUUACUAAAAAUAAUUACCACAAGUUCGAGUACCCUCAGUCUGUUGCAAUAAAUAGUUACAUGGACAGCAAUUUUUUGUAAUUUUUGUAAAUUUACACAAAUCCUUGUGGAACAGCCUCUUUGUGAAAAAAGGGAAAAUUAUAAUAACAAUAUCCAAAGUAACAGCAACAAUAAUAAUAAAAACAACUAGUACAACAUGGAAAGCAUGUCAUCAUCAAUUGAUCCCGUAGUACCACGUACCGCCAAUUUGCUGGCAUGCAAACAAUGGUGGCGUGUUUGUUUCUUGUAUGGUGAUCAACAGAAAUAUUAUCGACAAGUUUAUAGCAAAGCUGCUGCACAAAGAUUGGCAUUAUCAACAACAACUUCAACAGCUACUGCAACCACAACAACAACAGCAGCAACAAUAUCGUCAGACUUAACAAGUGAGUUAAAUAAUGAAAAUGACAAUAACAAGAGUCCGGAGGACCAGACGGCCGAGUAUGAUACGGUUGCCAUAGAUUUUAUCGAAACACAAUUAGACGAAGAUGCUGAAGAUGGAGCAGGCGAUAAGCACUCAACUACAACAAAGAUAACAAACAAUAUUAAUUUAACAACAAUAACAACCAAAGAACAACAACAUCAAGCGCCAGUGGCUUUAUUUCCCUUAAAAUGUGAUACAAUCAAUGGUUCAGGUGGAGUAGAUACCAGCAGUGGCAAUAGUACCUUAAGAAAAAGUAAACGUCUUUUACGUUCUUUAAGAGGACAUCGAAAGGGCGGUGGCGAUACAAAUGAUACAUGUUCAACGACAUCAGCCACUAAUAAGAAACCCACCAAACACUUGCGCGAUACUUUGGAAACUUUAAAAAAUUUAAGCCUUAAUCACCAUUCGCUUAACAAACAAUUACAGCAACAGGAGCAACUUCCAACGAACCAAUGUCAAUUGUUGGAUGAACCCACAAAACAAAAUGCCAAACACACGUUACUAGAUGAUCCCUUUCUCUUGGGCAUUGGUAUCGAUGAAGAUCGUUUAGGUGAUUUAAUACGUGGCAAAAAACCUUCUUAUCCUCCACCAUCUGCUCUAGAAAAUGUUUCAAAAUAUUUUAAUCUUUAUACCGAGGCAGAACAAGAACCAGAACCAAAUUCCAUGACAUUCGAGGGAUUUGAAGAAGAUAAGCCUGCCCUGCCACCAAAACGAAAUGCUGGUCAACAGAGUGUUACUCAAAAUGAUUUGAAAUUAAGUGAAAGUGAUUUAGAGUUUUUAAAUUUAAAUUUACGUAAUCGUAGUUUACCGCGAAAUCUCAAACCGUUAAAUGAUCCUCACAAUAUUAGUUUCACUUUUAGGGAAGAGGACGAGGAGAGUUUAAUGACGAAAGAGUGCAGUAAUUUGGAAAAUACUACUGCAACGGUGGGGAGUGAUAACGAGCCCAUUAGUCGGACGCCGCUAACCCAGGUGUCGUAUUUACAAAAAAUACCAACAUUACCGCGUCACUUUUCGCCAAGUGCAGGAGGAAGUACGGCGGCAAGUUCAAACACGCCACCGCCUCUACCACCAUUGGGAAGUUUAAGACAUCUUGGCAACAGCAAUGUCGCAUCACCGUCAUCAUCAACAUCGUCAUCGGGGCCAAUGCCAAGUAGCUCAUCGGCUGGAGCUUUAUACAAUCCCUCAGCAGUUGCAGGUUUGCCAACAUCACCAUUGCCCAUGCAACGUCAAUUUCAACAGCAGCAUCAACAACAACAGACAUCUCAUUUGCCACCAUUACCACCACAUCAACAGCAGCAACAGCAACAUCAUCACCAUCAUCCUCAUCAGUAUCUGCCACCUCAUCUACAGCAUCAACAGCAAAUGCAACAACUACAGCACCAACAUCAGCAACAACAGCAACAAUUAUCUUCAAAUACAUUGCCACAUCAGCCAUCACAGUAUUCACCUGCGGCAUCGGCAUCUUCAUCAAUCUCAAAAUACUCAUCAUCGUCACUAAAGCAUCCUCAUGCACACAAUCAACAGCAGCAACAACAACCACCACAUCAGUUGUCCCCAGCAAUUUCAUCACCAUCGCCGCCCUCUCUGCUGCAUCAUCCCACUGGCGGUGGUGUUGGAGUUGCAGGUGUUCAUCCUCCUUUUUUGGUAGGUCAACAUUUGGAUAUGCAACGACAAUCCCACUCAGAUGAUGAUAGUGGUUGUGCUUUAGAGGAAUAUACUUGGGUACCACCAGGACUAAGACCAGAUCAGGUUCGUUUGUAUUUCUCACAAAUACCGGAUGAUAAAGUGCCAUAUGUCAAUAGUCCUGGAGAGCAAUAUCGAGUAAGACAAUUACUACACCAGCUACCACCCCAUGAUAACGAGGUUCGUUACUGUCACUCGCUGACGGAUGAGGAACGCAAAGAACUUCGCUUAUUUUCUACACAACGCAAACGUGAUGCACUUGGACGUGGCAAUGUCAGACAGUUGAUGAGCGCACGUCCCUGUGAUGGUUGUGAUGAUUUAAUUUCGACCGGUGACAUUGCUGUCUUUGCAACCCGUUUGGGUCCAAAUGCAUCUUGGCAUCCUGGCUGUUUUGUUUGCUGUGUGUGUCGUGAGUUGCUCGUCGAUCUCAUUUACUUUCAUCGUGAUGGACGUUUGUAUUGUGGGCGUCAUCAUGCAGAAACUUUAAAGCCGAGAUGUUCAGCCUGUGAUGAGAUUAUCCUGGCAGAUGAAUGCACCGAAGCUGAAGGACGUGCCUGGCAUAUGAAUCAUUUCGCCUGUCAUGAAUGUGAAAAACAGUUGGGUGGUCAAAGAUAUAUAAUGCGGGAAGGUAAACCCUACUGUCUAUUAUGUUUCGAUGCAAUGUUCGCGGAGUACUGUGAUUUUUGUGGUGAGGCUAUUGGUGUAGAUCAAGGGCAAAUGAGUCAUGACGGCCAGCAUUGGCAUGCAACUGAUGAAUGUUUCUCUUGCAAUACAUGUCGUUGUUCACUGUUGGGACGUGCAUUCUUACCCAGACGUGGAGCCAUAUACUGUUCGAUAGCCUGUAGUAAAGGUGAGCCACCAACACCUUCUGAUAGUUCGGGUACUGGCAUGUACACAACACCCACACCACCCACUCAACGGGUAAGACCUCAAACACGCAUACCCAGCAGUCAUGCUUCAAGUUCACCACCAAUGUCACCUUUGCAACAGCAUCAACAUCAGCAAAACUUCAAUCAAGCCAUGUAUCAAUUACAAAGUCAGCAAAUAGCAGCUGGUAUUGGCAGCAAUGCUUCAAGUGGCGGACUUGUGGGUAUAGCAACGAAUACGGAUGGUGCUAAACAAAGUUAUCCUACCUCGGAUUCUGAUGCGGGUGUAGUCAAGGAUAUGGAACAUACAGCAGGAGAUUUUACAGAUUUCUCGGGUGGUUUACCCUCCUCAUCUUCGCAGAAUAUGUCGCCGCUAACAUCACCCGGAGAAUUUAACCACUCUAUGCCAAAACCUAUGGAACUGAAACGUGAUGGUCCGUAUAAUUUCAAUGAAAUGUCACUUAACUUAGAAAAUACUUGGCCGGCAAAGCCCAUAUUAGCAGGAGCCAAUAGUUACAAUUUACAACGCCAAUUACAUCAAAUUUCGGAAGUAGAGAAUGCAAAAACUUCCAGUAUGCCGGAGUUGUCACAACCAGGAAAUUCCUCAACAUUUCCCCAACAAAAUCCAAACAAUUUACAACAGCAGCAAUUGCCACAGUAUGGCUCCGAUUAUGCUCAGCAUAUGCCACACAGUAUUACCUCACCUCCACCUUCUGAGAUACCAGAUCUUCCAACACCAAAUCUUUCAGUAGCAUCUACUGCAUUACCACCUGAACUAAUGGGCUCUCCAACUGCCUCAGCUGGCGAGCGUUCAAUACUCUCGCAUCAGUCUACACAAUCUAAUCCUGGGCAUCAACCUAUACAUCCGGUUUCUAUAUUAAGUGGAGCUUCUUCCUCUUCACCCAUGAGUGGUGAAACUAAGAAAAAAGGUGUACGCUUCGAAGGUAUACCGGCCGAUACUUUACCGCGUUCACGCAGUUACUCCGGCAAUGGUGCCGGCACGCAACGAAGCAGUGAAAACACAACAGAGAAACAUCGCCACGGUGGUAAUGGUGGUCACUCUUCUAGACGACGUAGACGCCGCAAAUCUCACCGUUCUGGCAGUGGUCAUCGUUCUAACUCCACAACCCGAGCCGACACAUACGCCACAGCUCAACCACUCUCUUCUUCCUAUCAAGGUCCACCUUCCAUACUACAAACAGCAGGUUUGGAUCCCACACGCCACCAUCAUUCCUCCCAAAUAACUGUGGGAGCCAACGAUGACGACUCUGACGAUGCCUCAAGUGUUUGUUCAACCUGUUCGUCUAGUUCAUCUAGUUCCGAAGAUUAUAUGUAUCAAAUUCCUUUGCGGCGUCAUUAUGGUGGCGUACGCGUUAGUUAUGUACCCAAUGACGCCUUGGCUUAUGAUCGUAAACGCAAGUCUUCGGAUCCAAAUGAUAAAGAUAAAAACUGUAUUAUUUCGUGAUUUACAAGUGAGUGCGUGCACAAACUAUUGAUGUACAUGAAUUGAUAUUAUAGUUAAACUAGUUGUUGGAUGGCUGGUCCAUUGCUCUACGCAAUUCUCAUCUUAAAAACUAUUAUUAAUUUAUGCGGUUUGUGAAUUUGAAUUAAGUAAAGGUAACGAGUGAUAGCAACAUAGAGGCAACGUUUUAAUUAAGGGUAUUUUAUUUGGUUUUUGGGUUUUCCACUUAAGUUAUGCAGCUAACCAAUAAUGCCUAAAAGCAUAUACAAAUAACAUGUUUUUCAUUUACAUUUAAUUCUCUUUCAAAGAAUUUUACUCGAUCUAAUGUUUAGUAUAGACAUACUGAAACACAUCAAUUUCAAUCGUUUAGCAAGAUAACAGUUUACAAAAUAAUUGGGCAUUGGCAUCUAUUAACCAUUGCCUAUGGCUGCAACAAUUUUAAGAUUUUAUAGUUUCCUCAUGUUGCUGAGUUCAUUCUUUUCUCUAUAUUUUAAAGCAAAAUUUAUGAUAUAAAUUAAAUGUUUUCAAUGAAUACUCUUAAAACUUAAGUCUAAAUGAAAAACUAUUAAAACACCAAAUUUACAAUUUAUGAAAUUUUUAGUUAUUUAAGUUAUUUUACUAAAACUAAUAUUAUAACAAAAACUAAACUAUAAUAAAUGUAAUAACAAAAAUCAAUAUAAAUUAUUAUUUCAAAGGACUAUAGUUUCUAUACACAUAUAGUUACUUAAAUGCAUAAAAUACUAUAAAUUAUUUAAAAAAUUUAGAUUUAAAUUAAACGAAUAGAAAAAAAAACAAAGCAAAUACAAAGCAAAAAGUACAAUUCAGUAAUUCUUCUAUAUAUAGUUACAUAUAUACAUACAUAUAGUACAUAUAAAAUAGGCUUAAGAAAUACUAAUAGGACAUACAUCAAAACAUUUUAAAAUCAUAAAAUAUUUAUAAAACACACCCACACAUACACAAACAAACUCUCAUUCAUAUUCAGUAAAGGAAAAAGCAAAGCAAUAAUUUUUUAAUUAAAUAAUUAAAUCUAAGUAUUUUAAGAAGAAAAAUAAUAAAUCCCAUAUUAGUUUUAUUCUUUAUUUUUCAAUUUAUAUUUAUUAAUUUAUUUAUAAACAUUUGUUUGUUUGUACAUUUAAUUGAAAACUAUACAUAAUUCAUAUUCAAACACAUGAUAAUAAUUUAAACAAUUAAAAAGAAUUUAAUUUAUAAUAUAAUGUAAGAAAAAUAACAACUUUAUUCUAUUAUAUUGUAAAAUAAAUGAUAAAAAAUAUAUAAAGUCUUCAAAAUGUAUUUACGAAAAACUCCAUGCAUAUUUUUAAACCAA
Lucilia cuprina (Australian sheep blowfly) is the source of this 8082-nucleotide messenger RNA. RefSeq names its product protein prickle (gene pk). NCBI's taxonomy places the organism in Eukaryota, Metazoa, Arthropoda, Insecta, Diptera, Calliphoridae. Bases 2484 to 6761 code for a protein of 1425 amino acids. The record is from RefSeq and is a predicted model, not a curated record. Gene Ontology annotation, molecular function: zinc ion binding. The transcript is spliced from 7 exons.